This is a messenger RNA of Astyanax mexicanus (Mexican tetra), 1624 nucleotides long. RefSeq names its product dual specificity protein phosphatase family protein. Gene Ontology annotation, cellular component: cytoplasm. Lineage: Eukaryota; Metazoa; Chordata; Actinopteri; Characiformes; Acestrorhamphidae. The transcript is spliced from 3 exons. The coding region runs from base 191 to 745 and encodes 184 amino acids. Gene Ontology annotation, biological process: protein dephosphorylation; negative regulation of MAPK cascade. The record is from RefSeq and is a predicted model, not a curated record. Gene Ontology annotation, molecular function: protein tyrosine/serine/threonine phosphatase activity; MAP kinase phosphatase activity.
AGCCCCUCGCGCCCCCUCGUGUAAUACCGUAUCGCCUGCGUCCCCGAACCGAGCACAGCACCUGUCCGCGCGGAUCACGCCGCGUCACCGGCCGCGGAGCUCGCGCUGCGCCUGUCACAGACAAAAACACCGCCAGGACCCGUUUGUUCCCUGUAUUCCUCUUUUUUGCGCGUCUUAUAAAUAGGUAAAAAUGACGAGUCUGAAGAACAAGCACGGGCUCGCGGAGAUCAAAGCGCUGGAGAAUCUUCUGGACACGUGCAAACUGGACCUGAGCGCCGUGGAUGAGAUCUGGCCCAAUUUGUUCAUCGGUAACGUAGCUGUUGCUCAGAACAAAAGCACUUUGAAGAAGAUGGGCAUCACACACAUCUUGAACGCUGCCCAUUCGAAGCAAGGCAGCAUUGGAGACCAGAGCUACUAUGGCGAGGAGUUUGUUUACUGUGGAAUCCCAGCAGAGGACUCUUCAAAGUUUGACCUCAGUGUACACUUCAAGCCUGCGAGUGAUUUCAUCCACAAAGCCCUGAAGAAGAAAAACGGAAAGGUGCUUGUGCACUGUAUCAUGGGAGUAAGCCGCUCUUCUACGCUGGUCCUGGCCUACCUCAUGUUAUAUCAUCGCCUCACUCUCCGCAGUGCCAUCCAGAAGGUCAUACGGAGGAGAGCCAUUUAUCCUAACAGGAACUUUCUGUCUCUCCUACUUGAGCUGGACACACAACUGCAGAGGAAACGAAUGCUGUGUCCAAUUCUCUAACAGCACUGUGCUGCCACGAACACUCCAGUAUAAAGCUGGAAUAAGACUAGUCACUGUUUACACCAUUUAUAAAUGAUACCAUCCUGUUAUAAAGAAAAUAGAAUUUUUUUAAAUAUAAAAAAAGCUUUUCAUUGUAUAAGAAAGGUGCUUCCAGUUGAAGUGUUUGAUUUUGAAACUGGCUUUAUUUAGGGGUUUACAGGUGAAUUGAAGAAUGAAGGAGCUCAGCAGGUAUAGGCUACUCAAAGGACACACCUACUGAACACUCAAUUACCAGAUAUCUUAAGCAGGACAAGAGCCAAUGACCUCUGGUCUACAGGAACAGUCCAGAUCAUUCUCUGCUAAACACAGAGUUAUGACGAGAGCAGAGGCUGAUCAAGCCUGACUGUUAACAGCAGUUAUUUUUAUUCUCGGUCGUCAGGGAAGAAAAGGCAUGGCAGGGCUGAACUGCAGCUCCAGGAUUCCAGCAGAAAGAAAAAAACGUUUGAAGCAGGUAGAUUUCUCCAGCAUGUUCAGGAAGCCAACAAUAUUAAUGAGGUUACACUUCGGUUCAGCUGAGAACACAAAGUGAGAUUCUCAUAUAGACAGAAUGUAAAUUCUGUCAGCACACAUUGUACAUUAUUGUACAUAUUUAGCUUUGCUCAGAUUAGUGUAAAUACUUUCUAGGAGCUCAUAUAUAAAAUCUUUACAAUAGUUUUAAGAGUAUUUCAGUUUAGUUACACUUUUUAAAUCACUCCUGUGUAAACGUAUAUGUUAAGCCCUGUGGCUAUGAGUUUAACAGUAUAUUAUUUAAAAUUAUUUAAGAAUAUUUUAUCUUUUAUUUAUAGAUAGUUUGUCUUAAUCUAUUGGGAUGUGUAGAUUUGAACAAUGUUCGUUUAGACA